Molecule: messenger RNA, 1867 nt
Organism: Sarcophilus harrisii (Tasmanian devil)
Lineage: Eukaryota; Metazoa; Chordata; Mammalia; Dasyuromorphia; Dasyuridae
Gene: NCALD
Product: neurocalcin delta
Exons: 4
Coding region: 241-822 (193 amino acids)
Biological process (GO): calcium-mediated signaling
Cellular component (GO): cytosol
Molecular function (GO): tubulin binding; calcium ion binding; actin binding
Source: RefSeq, a predicted model, not a curated record
CUUUGACGUCAGCUGGAGGCUGAGUCUGUGGUUUAGUCCACCGAGCCAAAGACUUGUGAGAAUCUGUUGGAUGCUGGACUUAUCUCCAUUUGCUGCCGCUGCUGCUGUCUCUGCUGCUGCUGCCGCCGCCGCUGCAACCGUCGCCGCCGCCACAGCCGCCGCUGCCUUCCAGAGGUUGCCGGAGCAUGGACUAUUAAAGUCCUGCAUUUCUUCCGUGUGAGCUGAACUUCUGACACCAGGAUGGGGAAACAGAACAGCAAACUACGCCCAGAGGUGAUGCAGGAUUUGCUGGAAAGCACAGACUUUACUGAACAUGAGAUCCAAGAAUGGUAUAAAGGCUUCUUGAGAGACUGCCCAAGUGGUCAUUUAUCCAUGGAGGAAUUUAAGAAAAUAUAUGGGAACUUUUUUCCUUAUGGGGACGCUUCCAAAUUUGCAGAACAUGUAUUCCGCACUUUUGAUGCAAAUGGUGAUGGAACAAUAGACUUUAGAGAAUUCAUUAUUGCUCUGAGUGUAACAUCAAGAGGGAAACUGGAGCAGAAGCUGAAAUGGGCCUUUAGCAUGUAUGACCUGGACGGGAAUGGAUACAUCAGCAAGGCUGAAAUGCUGGAAAUUGUUCAGGCAAUCUACAAAAUGGUUUCUUCAGUAAUGAAAAUGCCUGAAGAUGAAUCAACACCAGAGAAAAGGACAGAGAAGAUCUUUCGUCAGAUGGAUACCAACCGAGAUGGCAAACUUUCCCUGGAAGAAUUUAUUCGAGGAGCUAAAAGUGAUCCCUCCAUAGUGCGCCUCCUGCAAUGUGACCCUAGCAGCGCAGGCCAAUUCUGAACCCCAUUUCCAUUGUCUGGAUGAAUUCUAUAGAGCUGCUUUUUUUUUUCCUUUUUUUCUUUUUUCUUUUUUUUUGCCAAACAUUGGUGGUGAUGUUGCCUCUGUAUGGCCAGAUAUUCCUUCUUCUGUGACACCUUUUAGCUUCUUUUGUGGAUGUGUUCAUGGGAAUGCCAAUUGCUCUCAUAUGCUUGUCAAGAGCAUGGACAAUACUGUUCUACACAGAUUUUGUGGUGUUUAUUGUUUUGAGAGUUUUUUAUUAUUGUUGUUGUUAUUUUGAUUUAACAUGUCUGUCCUUAAAACUAAGGAUCAUGGAUGCCAGUUUAAAAAGUAUAUGACCCUGGAGCAUCAUGCCUGGGGGCUCUAAGAAAUUUAAAAGGUAUUUUAAAAAAAUCAAAAAAAAAAAAGAGAUUUAAAAAAAAAACUUCCCUGAUGUCUAUUGCUGAAUAUACUUAAGUGUUCCAAGUAUAGAUGUAGUUAAGGACUGUUCCCCAAUAACAAGUUGUACCUUAGGCCCCAUGUGUAGCCACUGAACAGGCCUGAACAAUCAACCCAUGAUGGACCACUUCCAGUGUGGGCUGUAACUUCUAAGCUGUGAACAUUACUAAGGAUGAAUGAGCAGAAAACAGGGGCAAGAUGACUCAGCUGAUUUAAAAAAACGAGUUUACACUAGUCGACAUAGCUUUAUUGAGGAAGUGAACAAAAAGCUCCCAUAAUCUCUUUCAAAACCAGGCCUAUAUUAGUCACUCUUUGUGUUAAUAGACAAGAAUGUUGUAAAUAUACAGUGAUGGAUGAUGAAGACAAAACAGUAUUCUGGAAUGCUGACAAGAGAUGCAUGUAUAAUGAGACCUUGGGAAAAGGUGGUAGUGUUCUUCCAGUCUUGCUACAAAAGACUGUUUUUGUUUUUGUUUUUGUUUUGGUAGUUUAUUGUGAGGUAAGCCAGCUCUAAUGGAUGUCUGAUAUCGUGUUUUGAAGUCAUAUAUUCUGUCUGUACAGAUGCACCAGUCAAUAGGUGUAUUUUAUGUAUUUAAAAAAAAAGAAAAAAAAC